This is a messenger RNA of Linum trigynum, 2493 nucleotides long. NCBI's taxonomy places the organism in Eukaryota, Viridiplantae, Streptophyta, Magnoliopsida, Malpighiales, Linaceae. The record is from the annotation of a GenBank genome assembly.
CAUCAAACACAUUUCAAAAUUACCCUGUCCAAAAUAACAUAACAGCAAUAAUGGCUUCAGUAGCUGGAAACAAGCUGAUGUUGAUGGCGGUGUUGCUGAUGGGGAUCUAUGCAUAUGGAGCAUUCUCCGCAAGACCCUCGGUGCAUCCUGUUAGCAGCAUGAAUGAAAGGUUUGAAGCAUGGAUCGCGCAGUAUGGACGAGUUUACGAGGAUGCAGGAGAGAAGGCCAGGCGCUUCAGAAUCUUCAAAAAGAAUGUUGCCUUCAUCAAUCACUUCAACAAGUUUGGAAACAAGACUUAUAAUCUAGCCGUCAAUCAGUAUGCUGAUUUGACAAACAAGGAGUUCAGGGCUGCUAAAACUGGAUAUAAGAAACCUGCCAAUCUCAUCAACUCUGGCACAUCAUCAUUCAGAUACGAAAAUGUGACUUCAGCGCCAGACACCAUGGAUUGGCGAACCAAAGGAGCUGUGAAUCCCAUCAAAGAUCAAGGCCAAUGUGGAAGCUGUUGGGCAUUCUCUGCUGUGGCAGCGGUGGAAGGAAUCACAAAGAUCUCAACUGGGAAGCUGAUCUCUCUUUCAGAGCAAGAAUUGGUUGAUUGUGACAGAACCACCAAUGACCAAGGCUGCAAUGGAGGACUCAUGGAUGAUGCUUUUAAAUUUGUCAAAACCAAGGGACUGACAACCGAAUCCAAGUACCCUUACUCAGCAGCAGAUGGAACUUGCAGCACAGUCAAGACAAACUCUCCUGCUGCCAAGAUCAGUGGAUAUGAAGAUGUUCCCGCGAAUAACGAGCAGGCAUUGCUAAAGGCCGCAGCAAACCAACCUAUCGCGGUGGCCAUUGAUGCUAGUGGCUCUGCCUUCCAGUUCUACUCCAGCGGAGUGUUCACUGGAGACUGUGGAACAGAUUUGGAUCAUGGUGUGGCUGUGGUAGGGUAUGGUACGAGUGACGAUGGUACAAAGUACUGGCUGGUGAGGAAUUCAUGGGGGACAAGCUGGGGAGAUCAAGGAUACAUCAAGAUGCAGCGUGACGUUGGUGCAAAAGAAGGCCUCUGCGGCAUUGCUAUGUCAGCUUCCUAUCCUACCGCAUAAAAAUAGUAGCCACGAGCUAGCUGAGAAAUCUCCAUCACUGUUAAGAAAUAUAUGUGCUAUAUAUGUGGAUUGUUACUUGUGAUCCUAUUUAACUCGCUAAGCAUUUGUGCUAGUGGUAACCUAUUUGUAUGCAACUGCAUUGUAUCCUGAGUUUAAAAUAAGAAUUCUCUUCAAAGUUUAAGAUAAGAUCAUGGCAUUAGUUAGAACUUAUGUGAUGAAUUUCUAUGGAAAUGCAUUCAUCUCCAUGGCAAUGCUGCAACCAUGGAAACAAAGAAACAUCACGAUAUAUGAUAUCUCCACUUAUAUGCUAGUACUUUUCAGGUCGAAAUGAAACUCCAUGGAAAGCAUGCUGCAUGAAAUGCAACUCUUUAGAAUGCUUCUUAAGCAACGAGGAAUAAAUUCAUAUACAUGGAAAAUGGACUGUAAUCACUCGAUGAACCAAAUUUUUUUUUUUUUUUAUGAAUGAUGUGGGAUUUCAUUGCUGACGCAUAUAAUAUGUGUCAAUAGAAUCAAUGUUGAUACAAAAAAAGUGAUAACAAAAGAGUUAUAAAGCAUUUAAACAUGGGAAGCUAAGAGCAUCAUUGUAGUUGAUAUUACGGGACAUCAAGGAUCAGCCUCCUAACAUGAGAGAACAAGAAUUUGGAAUAGGACAAGUAAUUUUCAGGGUGGUUAAAAUGUAAAACCAAAUGUGUAGCGCUAAUGUAGUAGAAAGAAGGAGCAUCUUCAACCUCUUUUAACACCAUCGAUGGCUGGAGAAGAAGGACAAAGACAAGUGGUUGUCCCACCUAUUCUUUAUGAGUACUCAAAAGCCAAGACCAUCCAACAUCACCUCAAGUAUUGUUGCACCACCAUUCCACCAACAACUAUAGAGAUCUGAACCCAACUCAUCCAGAUGGUGCAACAAGCAGCGAUAUUAGGAGGAACGAAUAAUGAUGAUUCGGUGCAACACUUGAAGACAUUCUUAGAGAUCAUCGACCUGGCACCUUCACCACAUGUGAGGCUCUUGCACAAGCAUUCAUCGAGGAGUACUUUCCACCAUGGAAGACGGAGGAGUUUAAAGACGAGAUUACUCGAUUUCAAAAGAAGGAAGGAGAGACUUUCUACGAUGCGUGGAGGACAUUCCAGGAGUAUAUCAAGACAUACCCCCAUCACGUAUUCACGUCGUAAUAAAUUGCAAAGUACUUCCCUAAAGGCCUCAAUGAAGAUACCACAAUGAUGGUCACCCAGUCAGCCGAUGGAGAUUUCACAACAAUGACCAGAGUGCAAUGUCUUAAACCUUGAAAAAGCAAACAAAAAAUUACACUGAAUAUUUUUUUAUCCAAUUUCCGGUCGCCCAUCAUCAAAAUCCGGUCAUUGAUUAUUUCAAAAAAGAUAUUGUGAUGUUUGAUAAUGAACAUAAUUAUUUGUU